GUUAUUCCGCAAAAAAGCUACUGUUUGUUUAUUAUAGCAUGGACCGUAUCUAUAUACGGCCCAUGAUUAUAGUUUCGUGAUGUUGUAAUUUUUCAACAUGGUCCGGUCUUGCUGCGCAGAGAAUUGUGUAAAUCGUGACAGCCCAGAAAAUAAGAAAAAGGGAAUAACUUUCCAUUGUAUUCCAAAAGCACCAGAGAGACGACUGAAGUGGCUGCUAGCCAUCAACAGAAGAGACCCAACUACUAAUAAAUUAUGGGAACCAAAAAAUAGCUAUGUAGCAUUGUGCUCAGAACAUUUUAAAUCAGAAGAAUUUUUUUUUUCAAGACAUGCUGCAUAUAAGCAUCUUGAUCCCAACAGCGUACCAUCAAUAUUUUUUUCAAACAAGAAGCCGAAACGAAAGAAAAAAGAUUCACACACCAGUACUCAAAGAGUUUCACAGGAUGAUGUAAUCGCACUAACCAGAACAACGCCAACCAAGACCCAGAGUAUAAAAUCUGAUCAUACCUAUACUGAUACAGCUCUGACCAAGUAUCAGAGUUCGAUAUCUGACAAUUCUGGUACAACUCUGAACGAUAAUCAAAGUACAAAAUCCAACCACACUGGUGCAAAUCCGAACAAGGCUCUGAUUUCGAAAUCGGAUCAUAUUAGUACAGCUCUUGCCCAGUAUCACAAGAAUCAGAGUACAAAAGCUGACCAUACUAGUGCCAGUCCAACCAAGGGUCAGAAUACAAAAGCUGACCAUUCAUAUACUAAUACAACUCCGACGAAGACUCCGAGUACAAUAUCCAAUUAUGUAAGUACACCUCCAACCGUAGAUCAGAGUACAAAAUGCGACCAUUCAUAUACAAGUAAAAAUCUGACUGAAAAUCAGAGUACAAAAUCUGAUCAUAGUAAAAAUUUAAAGGAUAAUCAGAGUACAAAAGCUGACAAUUGUAUUACAACUACGACGGAUAAUCAGAUUUUUAACUCUGACCAUACAGAUGCAACUCUGACUGAUAGUGCAAAUUCGGACAAUACUUGUGUGACUCUGAAGGAUAAUCAGAGUUUAAAUUCUGACCAUACUAGUGUACCUCAGACUGAUGAUCAGAGUACAAACUCUGACCGUACCUGUGCAACUCUGACUAAUAAUCAGAGUACAAACUCUGACCUUACCGGAACAGCUCUGACUAAUUAUCAGAGUACAAAAUCCUACCGUAACAUUGCAACUCAGACCAAGGAUCCGAACCCGAAAGCUGACCAUUCCUAUACUUGUAGUAUGCAUGAAUUUAAAACAAAAUAUCAAGAUAUGAGAAGACAAUUGGAGGAGACAAAACAAGAACUGUCCAACGCCAAUAGGCGUGAAAAAAGGGCCAAAGUAGCAAUAGGGAGAAUUCUAAGUCAACUAAUCAUCCCGGUACAUCGAAAAAAGAAAUUUGUCAAAAAAUGAUUGACCUUUAUAAUGGUCAUUUUUGUUUUGAAAAUAUAUGCAAGUUAGUUUAUGUGACAGGUAGCUCGCGUUGAGAAUUGAAGCCAUGACCAGAGACAUAAAAUCGAUACAUGUAUACCGAUGGAGCAUAAGGGAAUUCCCCAUGACCAAACCAGUAGAAAUUUUGCGUCAAGGUUUAUGAUCUAGAGUCUAAAGUUGUCAUCUGAUUUGAAAAAUAAUAUGGACACUCUAGAGGCUAAAGUGAUCAUCCGAUUGAUUUGAAAUCAAUGUUUGCGUCUUUCCUCGGAGUGCAUGAUUAAAAGUGAUUGAGGUUCGUGAAGCGUGAUACAGGUUAAUGGGUUGAUAUCUGUCAGUAAAAAUCCAAUCUGAUAAAAGAUGUCAUGGAUGUCAUGAUACUGUAGAUAUAAAUCAUUUAAAUAAAAGAUAAGUAACUACAUUAGAGAGGUUUCGCAACUUUACACUUACAUUUACGUUUAGACCGUUAAACGUCAUCAGUUUUUGUGACGUAUGAAGUGAACGGCCUGUCAACAGUGUGACUUAUGGAAAGCAGCCUCCAUAACUGUAAGUUCACAACACUUAGCCAAACCUUAUAUAAUCUUUGAAUGGCAUUUAGCUAUUGAACAUAAUAUAACACAACACAGUUCUAUGGAUAACAAUCACUAUAUUAUAUACACACAACGUUUCAACAAGAUUU
Patella vulgata (common limpet) is the source of this 2120-nucleotide messenger RNA. Its product is annotated as peroxynitrite isomerase THAP4. NCBI's taxonomy places the organism in Eukaryota, Metazoa, Mollusca, Gastropoda, Patellidae. The coding region runs from base 98 to 1426 and encodes 442 amino acids. The transcript is spliced from 3 exons. The record is from RefSeq and is a predicted model, not a curated record. Gene Ontology annotation, biological process: regulation of DNA-templated transcription. Gene Ontology annotation, cellular component: nucleus.